AUGCAUCAGCACACCAAACUCGCUGUGGGUCUUCUGGUGAUCGUGGGGGCCGGGGCAUGCGUGCUCUCCUCCUGGUUUCUUCUUAGUGCCUUGGACACCGCCAAGCGCCUCCACAGAACCGCGGAGGUGCUCCGGGCAACGGACCCUCCAGCAAGCCUGCUGGGCCGCCUGCGGGGUGCCCUGGCUACCCUGUGGUGGCUUGGCCCCCUCAGGCCCAGCCCUGUGCGGGACCCGCUGGAGGAGUGCGGGGUGAUGCUUGGCGCCUCACCGCCCUGGUGGGAAGCGGUCUGGAAUCACGCCGAAAACCGGCGUCAGCUGGCAUGUCUGCGGGAGCAUGUCGCGCUGCUCGGGAGAGAACACUCGCAGCUUGGCAGCGGCCUGGAGGGCCUCCCGUUCCCGUGUCUGGUCAUCGCGGCCCUCUUCAUGGUGGCCGGCUGGCUCUACGCCGCCGCCAAGUCCCGCGUCGACGGCGGUGACGCCACGAGUGCCCCAGUCGUCAUGCCUAUCCCAAAGGAGGUGGUGACUAUCCCAGAGGAGGUGGUGACUAUCCCAGAGGAGGUGGUGACUAUCCCAGAGGAGGUGGUGACUAUCCUAAAGGAGGUGGUGACUAUCCCAGAGGAGGUGGUGACUAUCCCAGAGGAGGUGGUGACUAUCCCAGAGGAGUUGGUUACUAUUCCAAAAGAGGUGGUGACUAUCCCAGAGGAGGUGGUGACUAUCCCAGAGGAGGUGGUGACUAUCCCAGAGGAGGGGGUUACUAUUCCAAAGGAGGUGGUGACUAUCCCAGAGGAGGUGGUGACUAUCCCAGAGGAGGUGGUGAUUAUCCCAGAGGAGGUGGUGACUAUCCCAGAGGAGGUGGUGACUAUCCCAGAGGAGGUGGUGACUAUCCCAGAGGAGGUGGUGAUUAUCCCAGAGGAGGUGGUGACUAUCCCAGAGGAGGUGGUGACCAUCCCUGAGGAGGUGGUGACUAUCCCAGAGGAGGUGGUGACCAUCCCAAAGGAGGUGGUGACUAUCCCAGAGGAGGGGAUUACUAUCCCAGAAGAGGGGGUUACUAUUCCAAAGGAGGUGGUGACUAUCCCAGAGGAGGUGGUGACUAUCCCAGAGGAGGUGGUGACUAUCCCAAAGGAGGUUGUGACUAUCCCAAAGGAGGUGGUGACUAUCCCAAAGGAGGCUGUGACUAUCCCAAAGGAGGUUGUGGCUAUCCCAAAGGAGGUUGUCACUAUCCCAAAGGAGGUUGUGACUAUCCCAAAGGAGGUGGUGACUAUCCCAAAGGAGGUGGUGACUAUCCCAAAGGAGGUUGUGAUUAUCCCAAAGGAGGUUGUGACUAUCCCAAAGGAGGUGGUGACUAUCCCAAAGGAGGUUGUGAUUAUCCCAAAGGAGGUUGUGACUAUCCCAAAGGAGGUGGUGACUAUCCCAAAGGAGGUGGUGACUUUCCCAAAGGAGGUGGUGACUAUCCCAAAGGAGGUGGUGACUAUCCCAAAGGAGGUGGUGACUAUCCCAAAGGAGGUGGUGACUAUCCCAAAGGAGGUGGUGACUAUCCCAAAGGAGGUGGUGACUUUCCCAAAGGAGGUGGUGACUAUCCCAAAGGAGGUGGUGACUAUCCCAAAGGAGGUGGUGAUUAUCCCAGAGGAGGUGGUGAUUAUCCCAGAGGAGGUGGUGAUUAUCCCAGAGGAGGUGGUGAUUAUCCCAGAGGAGGUGGUGAUUAGCCCAGAGGAGGUGGUGAUUAGCCCAAAGGACCCAGUGGCCUUCCCAGAGGAUAGAGUGGCCAUCACAUAGCAGGUGGUGGCCACUACCAGUGAGACACAGCCCUCUACUUCACAUUGUGCCGAUGUUAUGCCCAGAGGACAAAAUCCUCCCCCUAUGGAUGACGUUGAGUCAGAAAGACCCGAAAAGCCUGCGAUGAGCCUCAACCAGUCUGGCGGGUCGAGUCACUCUGUGAAGACUUCCCACAACCUGAAGGGCAAAAUCCUACCCUAAGUGUCACAUCCAGUUGAUUUACGAAGUACAGACGCAGUUCAAAGAGAUCCACGGCACCUGCGACGCGUCUCAGCGAGUCUUGGUACAUCAGUCAGUUGUCAAAGACUUGGAGGCAUCUUUGAGGAAGUAAACUCCAUCCAGCACGUAGUUCAGUCCCUGUGGCAGGAAGCUCAAGUGGUGUCUGAAGUGAUCUACCCGCUGUGCCAAGACAUCGACGCCACCUGGGAGGAGGUUCAGGCCCUCUGGAGGGACAUGGAGCCGGUCUGGCAACACCUGCAGGCCAUCUGGUAGGAAGUUGUUUCCUAUCGCGGCAGGGAGACUGAUCAAGGAGGUUCGGCCAGUUUGGAAAGAAGCAAGAGCCUGAGUGUGAGGAGGUCCAGCCUGUGGUAAGACUCUGAGGGGUCGAACACUCCGAACCGCUCCCUGUGUACUUUUCUCCUCCUGCCGAAGGCUCUGACGCGGCUGGGGACGAUAAUGCUGAGGAUUAAGGAGGAGGCGCAGGCUGAGUUACUUUUCUGAAUAUAAUUUUUAUCUUGUAUUCAACUAGAACACACACUGUUUUCAAAACUUUGAUUUCAACGAUGGGCUACAGCAAUGGCAUUAUUAAGUUUUUCAUUAUUUAAUUUGAUCAUUUUGUCUCUCAUGCCCGUGUCACUGCGAUAGGUUGUCAUUUUAGCAGCGGUAAGUUAUUUUUCGUUGCAUUAAGGUGGGAAUAAGUUAUAUAUAAUCCUUAAUUACACCUUCACAUGAAGACAUCACAUACAGACAGACAGAGAGACGGACUACAGGGUAAAUGAGAUUAUGUCACGGUAAAUCCAAUCUGUUUGCUUGUGUUUUUGUUGUUGUUGUUCGUAACUGUUCCUAUGCUUGUCUGUCCAUUCACCGGGUUAUCUAGUUUCUUCCGUUUUGUGUAUCCUUGUUUACCUGUCUGGUAGGAAGAUGGAACAGAAGGGGACGAGGAAGGUUACCAUUGGAAGAACGGCUUUGUCUCUGCGGUCAGAUCCAAGCAGAGAUGCAUGUAGUACAGGACUGCACAUUAACACAGCAACUGAGGGACACACACAACUUUGCUAAUAUCCUUGACUUGUUUGCUGACCAGUAUGA
Molecule: messenger RNA, 3078 nt
Organism: Eriocheir sinensis (Chinese mitten crab)
Lineage: Eukaryota; Metazoa; Arthropoda; Malacostraca; Decapoda; Varunidae
Product: zonadhesin-like
Exons: 5
Coding region: 1-1773 (590 amino acids)
Source: RefSeq, a predicted model, not a curated record